Messenger RNA from Neltuma alba, 3180 nucleotides. RefSeq names its product MDIS1-interacting receptor like kinase 2-like. Gene Ontology annotation, molecular function: protein binding; ATP binding; protein kinase activity. The transcript is spliced from 2 exons. Gene Ontology annotation, biological process: protein phosphorylation. The record is from RefSeq and is a predicted model, not a curated record. The coding region runs from base 1 to 3072 and encodes 1023 amino acids. Lineage: Eukaryota; Viridiplantae; Streptophyta; Magnoliopsida; Fabales; Fabaceae.
AUGUCUGAAAGUUAUGAAUACUCCACUAAGUUUCUAUCAUUUCAGUGUAUUAUCUUCUCCAUAUUCUUCUUUCUUGUUGCUUCCUUUACAUUUUCUGUUUCCGCUGCCAUUGAAGAUGGUGAAGCAAAAGCUCUGUUGAAUUGGAAAGCCAGCCUUACUGAGCAAAGCCAAGCAACGUUGUCUUCAUGGAAUAAUGGCACUAAUCUUUGCAAAAACUGGAAGGGAAUUUCAUGUGAUGAAGAAUCCAUGUCUGUGAUCAAUAUAAGUCUGUCAAAUCUUGGCCUACAAGGUACACUUCACAGUCUCAGCUUUGCUUCAUUUCCUAGUCUACAGUAUUUUGACCUGGGUUACAACCAAUUUUAUGGAAACGUUCCCCAAGAGAUUGGUAACCUAUCCAGUAUUUUGAGGUUCAAUUUGUCGGAGAAUCCUUUAAUUAUUGGUCCCAUUCCUAAAGAAAUAGGAGCUUUGAGCACUCUCAGUGUUCUUGAUCUUAGUGUAUGUAAGCUUACGGAUAGAAUACCCAGUGAAAUUGGGAACUUGAGGAACCUGACGGAUCUAGUGCUUGCUCAAAAUUCUCUUUCUGGUUCCAUUCCAGAAGAGAUUGGAAUGUUGAGUAGACUUUUACAACUUGAUUUGGCUAGAAACUCCAUGCUAUCUGGUAGAAUCCCAUCAUCAAUUGGAAACUUGAACAUGUUACAAGAACUUUAUAUCGAUUUUUGCAAUCUCUCUGGUCCUAUACCAAAUGAAAUUGGAAAACUCGAUUCUCUCAAGACAAUUUAUUUAGAAAGCAAUAAACUUUAUGGGCCAAUCCCUCCCUCUAUGGGGAACUUGACAGGUCUCGAGGAGUUGGUCUUGUCAAAUAACAAUCUUUCUGGUUUAAUUCCUCAAUCCAUUGGAAACUUGAUCAAUUUACCAGAAAUCUAUCUAGAAUAUAACAAUCUUUCAGGACCUAUUCCUUCCACCAUAGGAAACUUGACAAAGCUCGACACUCUAGUAUUGAUUGAGAACAACCUCAGUGGUCAACUUCCUCGAGAAAUGAACAACAUAAGUUGGUAUAAUUUACAAGUGGGUAAUAAUCAUUUCCAAGGCCAACUGCCUCAAGAAAUUUGUCAGGGUGGGAUGUUAAUUAGAUUUGUUGCUCAAAAUAACCAGCUCAUUGGUCCCAUUCCAACUAGUUUGAAGAAUUGUUCUAGUUUAAGAAGACUCAGGCUUCAGGGUAAUCAACUAGUUGAUAAUGUAACAGAUGCUUUUGGAGUAUAUCCUGAUUUGGACUUCAUUGAUCUAAGUGGAAAUCAACUAUAUGGCCACCUUUCAUCCAGUUGGGGAAAGUGUCAAAAUCUCAAGCAAUUGUAUGUUAACAAUAACAAGCUUUCCGGUGAUAUACCACCAGAACUAGGGGAGGCAGCUAAGCUUGGUGAACUUGACUUGUCUUCAAAUCAUUUGUAUGGACAAAUUCCAAAAGAACUAGGCAAGUUGAUAAUGUUGACAAAACUAUUGUUGAGCCACAAUAACUUCUCUGGUAAUGUUCCCUCAAAUAUAAGAUCGCUUACUCAACUUGAAACAUUAGAGUUGGCAGCAAAUAAUUUCUAUGGCUUAAUCACAAGAGAGCUUGGGGAAUUAAAAAGCUUAAAGUUCUUGAAUUUGAGUAGAAACAAAUUUGAUGGAGGUAUUGCCCUUCAGUUUGGUCAACUCCAAGAGCUUGAACAACUUGAUCUUAGUGACAAUUUGCUCAAUGGAACAAUACCAUCAGCGCUUGGCAUGUUACCUAAAUUGCAAGUAUUGAACCUCUCGCAUAAUGAUCUCACUGGUGCUAUUCCUUCUGGUUUUAGUGGAUCAAUGUCAACUUUGACUAUUAUUGACCUAUCAAAUAAUCAAUUAGAAGGCCUUGUUCCAAACAAACCAGCCUUUCAAACAUUUGAAGGAUUGAAGAAUAAUAAAGGUUUGUGUGGUAAUGUCACUGGCUUACAUCCUUGUAGUAAUUCUCAAAUGAGUCAUAAGAGCAAAAUCUUCUUGAAGAUAUUCCUCCCAUUAGCAAUACUACUACUAGUAGUGGUUGGAGCUUCUUUUAUCUUUCUCCUACAUGCAAGAAAAGCAAAAACCAAAGAUGAAGAAGCACAAUCACAGGACAUUUAUUUUGUAUGGAGUUCCAACAGAGAAAUAUUGUAUGAAAAUAUCAUCGAAGCCACAAUGAACUUUGAUGAUAGAUAUCUAGUUGGGAAAGGUGGCCAAGGAAGUGUUUAUAAGGCCGAGUUGCCUACAGGUGAUGUUGUUGCUGUAAAAAAGCUUCAUUCCUUACCAAGUGGGGAAAUCUCUCACAAGAAAGCUUUCACAAGUGAGAUUCGAGCUCUGACAGAAAUCAAACAUCGCAACAUUGUGAAGUUGUAUGGGUUUUGUUCUAACUCACGAUUCUCCUUUCUGGUUUAUGAGUUCUUGGAAGGUGGCAGCUUGGACAACAUACUAAAGGAUGAAGCACAAGCCACUAAGCUUGAUUGGAAAAAGAGAGUGAAUGCCGUUAAAGGUGUCGCUGCUGCUUUAUUCCAUAUGCAUCAUGGCUGUUCAUUUCCUAUUGUUCAUCGUGACAUAUCGAGCAAGAAUGUACUUCUAACUUCAGAAUAUGAAGAAGCUCACCUCAUUGACUUUGGAACAGCCAAGUUUUUGAAUCCUAACUCAAACAAUAUGACCACAUUUGUUGGCACCUUCGGUUACGCUGCUCCAGAGAUUGCUUAUGUUAUGGAAGCGAACAAGAAAUGUGAUGUUUACAGCUUUGGAGUGUUGACUUUGGAGAUCGUUAUGGGAAUGCAUCCUGGAGAGCUUAUUUCAUCUUUGAUGGAGAAAUCAACCACAUAUGAUUUGCUAUUAAAGGAUGUGUUGGAUCCACGACUUUCAACGCCUAGAAAAUCAAUCAUUGAUGAGGUUAUUACAGUUGCAAAAAUAGCAUUUUUUUGUUUGAAUGAGGAUCCUCGUUCUCGUCCAACAAUGGAACAAGUAUCUAAGGAGCUUGAACGGCAGCCAAAGUCUCAUAUGGAAGAACCAUUAGUCAGCAUCACAAUUGGACAACUAAUGAAUGAUUAGACUCAUUAAUUAGUUAGUCAUUUGUGUCUCUGUUGACAUGUUGAUGAACAUAAUUAAUUGUAAGCUCUCAAAGAUCAUAUGCACCAUAUGUAUGAUCAGUUACGUUGC